This is a messenger RNA of Acanthocheilonema viteae, 1914 nucleotides long. The record is from the annotation of a GenBank genome assembly. NCBI's taxonomy places the organism in Eukaryota, Metazoa, Nematoda, Chromadorea, Rhabditida, Onchocercidae.
AUGUCACGUAACAUUAUUCGUAAAUCGGAUUAUGGUGCUCCACCAGCUAGGAUGUCAGCUGGAGCUCCUCCUAGUCUUCCAGUGCGACGAGCUUCCAAAGGUGGCUUCAGAAAUGUUCGUCUUACCAGCGCUGUUAGCCGCAAACGACGAUCUGAGGGUAAUCUGGAAACGGAGGAUUCGGAUUCGGAACAAGCAUCCACAGCCGAUGACCAAGAUGAGAUUGGAAGUGGUGAUGAUGUAAAAAAGGAAGAAGAACAGGAAGAGAAAAUCAAGAAAACUCCACGUAAAAAACGUAGAUUUAGGUUAACGGAUUCAAUUGCAAAGAGCAAAAGACGAGCUGAACGAAGAGCACAGUUAGCAGCCGAACGUAAAGAGCGUGAAGAAUCCAAGCAGCAGCAGGAGGACGAACUUAAUGAUGAAGUGAAAGAGCAUUCAUCGACACCGCCACCUCUUCCGAAAGCAUCAACGGUACUUACUUAUUCACCAAUGCAGCUUUUCUGCGAUAACUUGUUACGCAGAAUGAAAGCCAAAGAUCCGGAUGAAUAUUUUGCAUUUCCAGUAACACAAUCAAUGGCACCAGAUUAUCAUGAAAUAAUCAAAGAACCGAUGGAUUUUGCAACAAUUCGACAAAAAAUUGAUCGGGAUGAAUAUCCAGAUGUCGCAGCACUUAAGAAAGAUGCCGAACUGAUUGUUCAUAAUGCAAUGGAUUAUAAUUCACCUGGAACUGUAUAUCACAUAGCAGCUCAAAAAAUGGAUCAAAUUGUACAAUUUUAUUUUUCGGAAUCAUAUUUGCGCUAUCUUUUUCAUGCUCUUCCAUUUAGUAAGGAAAUUCCGCUGGAAAAGUUAGGUCUAACGUUGAAAACAAGGGCGCGGCCAAUACCAAAAGCGGAUUACAAAACUGCCGUUGUCGAUGAUGCAACUCCAUCAACCGUUUUGGAAACAGUAGAUCCAUCUUUGAAACAAAAAUUAUCCAGUCGUAUUCCCGAUCUCAGGGUUUUCCCUGCUGGUAAAGAAGAGGAUGGCGUGGAACCAAAAAGUCACCUCGCAUUUUUAGAUAACAAGGACGGUGCUAUUUGUUUGAAUGUUAUCAAUCCCAGUUCAUCUGAAAAAAAAAUUAUCACCCUAGGAGACAUUGUGGGUAAACUAGAAGAAGGUACACCAGGACUUUGCGCUCCACAAGAACAUAAGUCCAAUCAUCAGGUUCCAAUUUCUUAUGUUUCUUAUGGACCAUUCAGUUCUUUUGCACCGCAGUUUGAUUCUACGUGGGCAACACUUUGCGAACGGGAUUCCCGUUUGCUCUUGGGCACCUACGGCGAUAGAACUAAUGUAACAAACACAGUAUCUUUACGAGAAAUGGUUGAUAAUGCAGGUGAAUACAUGAUCAAAGUUGUCGACGAUUUGCUCGAUACUUUAACAAAUGGUGAGCACCGCAGGACUAUCAAGGCCGUGGAAGCUGACAUGGACAAAAGCAGUGUUUCUCAGUUCAAAAAUGAAAUGGAUAAAAUCGAUUUGAACAAAUUGUUAAGUGAUAUUGAGUCACUUGAAAAUAUUGGGGUUGAUGUUUCAUUCAUCAGUGACAUACGGAAAUUAUACAAAUUACAAAUGGUACCGGAAACUCAUCAGGCUACGUUGAGUAAAACUGGUGUAAUGAUCAGUGAUCUAGCAUUGCUGCAAAAAAAUCGACUUAAUUCGGUUCCACCAACAACCCUAACCGAUCAACCGCUACCUGGCAAUCACGAACUUAAUCUUGCCAGCAAAGUACAAGAAAAGCUGCACAGUCAAAUUGCGCAGUACGCUAAACCUGGAAAUGUUAUUUCACCACCUGUAAUUCAUAAUGCUGUAGGGUUAAAUGAAGAAGAUAUUGACCUACUGAAUGAAUUCUUCACUGCUGCACCGCCAACCACUGCGGUGUAG